GACGCAAUACAAAGAGCAAGAAGCAAUGAAAGAAAGAAACAGAGCAAUGAUAAGGAGUACAUUCAGGCUCCAGUAAAUCGCCAUGAAGUUUAAAGUCCUGUCCUAUUUAUGGUUGCUGGGCCUAAUAAAGGCAGGCUCCUCUGUAGACGUCUCUGUGUCUCCAGGCUCCUCCACUGUCCUCAACUGCUCCUUUGCGCUUCCAGCUCUAGUGGAUAAUUCACUCUUGAACAUCACCUGGUCCUCCGGCGGCUCCAUCAUCGCCUCAAAGAACCACACUCAAGCAGGUUUCUUCCUGAACAGCACUGCUUUCCCCUCCUUCCCUCUGACUGUUUUCAAUGCGACACCACAUCAGCAGGGGGUGUAUGAGUGCAGAGUCAGCUAUAAUGACACUGAUUACGCUACUGAGGUGACUCUGACAAUAUUAGCUCCCCCUGUGGUCUCCAUAAUUUCACCUGAGGCUGUCCUGAAAAGGAAAAGUGUGGUUGAAUGCUGGGCAAGGAGCUUCAGUCCCCCACAGAUCAUGUUCACCUGGACACGAGGGGGAAACAAAAUUCAAGAACCUCAGAAGCUGCAAGUGAACCGGACGGAGGACGGACUUUAUGAUGCCGUCAGUUUUCUGACAUUCAUCCCUCAAAUCUCCAACCAGAACAUAAGCUUCGGCUGCGAGGUGCAACAUUCGGCUCUGGUGAAGCCUGUCCUGGAGGAGUUCACACCACACAUCACAGUUCUCCCAAAGGUCACUCUCUCAGUCGUCCCUUCGUCUUCGCACUCAUCCUCGGUCACCCUCUCCUGUGACAUCAGUGGAUUUUACCCAAACAACAUAUCAGUUCUGUGGAUCCACAAUGGAAAAAAACUUUCAGAACUUCCCUUGUCCAUCCAAAAUGAAGAUGGUACAUAUAGGAGACAUCAGUAUCACACUCUGACCAGGGAGGAAAGGAGCCGAGGAGGAGAGGUGCAGUGUGUGGCCCUGCAACCCAGUGGGCAAGAACCUGCUAAUGGAACCAUUGACUUAUCCACUGUUGACUUGCGUGUGCAAAACCCAGGCCUGAAUAAAUCAGCCAAGGCUUCGGUAGCGAUGAUGAUCAUUUCACUCACACUUGUUUUCUUGCUUUGCUUUGGGUUUUCUUGGAAAAGAAGAGACGAGAAGCUGAAGUCUCUGAACAUCUCAGCGAUUGUUCUGCCACCCAGGGUGGUUGUGGGUAAAAAAGGUAGAGUCACCAUCAGUGUGGAAGGCCGGCUGGCAGAAAGAGUUCAAACGACAUGGUUUCUGAAUGACAUUCCCAUCAAAGACACUUCGCACAAAGAGAAGAAAUAUGGAGCUUUUCGCUCUGCAUCCUACACCUCCCGCAACUCUAGUGUGUCUGUGUUGUCUGAGAAAAACCCUCUGCUGCCCUCUAGUGCUUCGGGAUAUUACAAACUACACACUCAGAUGCCACUGCGCUCGUCCUCCAACUCAAGCAAGCAACUGUUCUCCUCCGUCACAUUUAUACCCAGCCUGGCCGUUCACAAGGGCUCAGUCUUCAAAUGCCAAGUCUCGUAUAAAGGCAAAGACAAGAUUGUGGCUGAGAGAGUGUCCGAAAAGUUCACUAUUCUAGCACCACCUGAAGUGUCAGAGAUCCAGUUCUCAGAGCCCAAUGAGGAAGGAGGUGUUGUGACGAUGACAGCACAUGCAUCUCAUUUUCAUCCAGACAUCAUCACGUUCCGCUGGUUCUGUGAGGGAGGCGAGCUGAGCCCUGUGUCCAUCCCGCAGGCGCUAGCAGCCCCUCGGCCUGAUGCUGAAGGCUUCUUCUCAGCCAUGAGUCAGUGCCGUCUGCCAAAAGCAGAGCUGGAGAGAGGAGAAACCAGAGUGUGGGUCACCAUUCACCACACGGCCCUCAAACAGCCCAUCACACGCCAAACUAGAGGAUUCAUUAAACAGCCCAGUAUUUCAGAAAUCCUCUCCUGUCCUGUUGCAUCUGUAUUGGAGGGGCGUUUGACCCUCGCCUGUGAAAUUACUGGUUUCUACCCUCCGGAAAUCUCCGUCAAAUGGCUGCAUUCAAAAGGGAACGAGAUUGAGGAUGGAGACGACAGCGAAGAGGAAAUCAAAGAUGGAGCUGAGGUCUGGGGGCCGCUGCAAACUCUGCCCAGGACAUUUCGGGCUAAAGCUUUACUGAAAGAUGUGAAUGAGAUGACGAGGGGAGGCCAGAUCAUCUGCAGAGUUUCACACUGUUGCCUCCUGAAGCCCGUCGACAGAGUCUGGAGAAAUACUCACACCGUUGCUCCAUCGAUCCCUCCUUCCCUGUCGGUUCACUGGAGCAGUGAUGGUGUGGGAAUUUUCUCCAUUGUUCUGUGUGGAGGAAGGCCCUCAGCUGAAGUGCUCUGGGCCGCUGGCGGCUCGACUCUCUCCAGGCUCCAGUCAAAGGAGAGAGAGAGAGAAAACAAUGAGGGGAAGCUGGAGCUCAAGAGCGUUUGUGCUUUAGUGAGGUCUACAGGACGAAAGGACAGUGAGAGUCGCAGAGGAACACAUGCACGUAAAAUCAGGCCGCCUAGUGUGGACUUCAAUACAGACUAUGAGAAGGUGAAUGAAUGUGUGGAUGGACUGAAAUCAGUACAAGAGGAGAAACAGCCUGAGCCGAACAAACACACGAAAGAGAAUGAUGAGAACGAGGACAUGCAUCCAUCCCAUGUAAACACUGUGAGACUUAGGAAAGAGAAGAGUGAACGUCUGAGAGUUACAGUUGAGAUUACACAUCCUGCACUACACUUGCCUGCAUACCGUACCUGGACAGAGCCGGCAGAGGAAGCAUCAUCUUGACGGACAUCAAGAUUAUUUUGAAAGCUUGCAUCUGCCCUGUGCAACUAUCCAACUUUGGGCACAUGAUUCUUUAUACUUAAGUUUUGCUGUUAUAUUUAUUUAUUCUUUUACUUUUUCUACUAAUCACAUGAUGCAUUAAAAAAACAAUGUAUGUAUUCAUUUUACACGUUCAGCUGUUGUGAUUAAAAACUAAAUUAACCUUAAAACUAAAACUGUCAUGCGUCUUAAAAUAAACAGAGCAUGUGAGAACAAA
Messenger RNA from Danio rerio (zebrafish), 3047 nucleotides. The record is from RefSeq and is a predicted model, not a curated record. NCBI's taxonomy places the organism in Eukaryota, Metazoa, Chordata, Actinopteri, Cypriniformes, Danionidae.